AUCUAUGACUGUUUUUGUAUUCUUCCACGAAGAAGUGAAGUUGUAUGCUGAAGAUGCCAACGAAUGCUGCGAACGUUUGGCUUAUUAUGGCAUUGCCAAGAAUUUAAUCACUUACUUCACAAACAAAUUGCGUGAGACCAAUGUUUCUGCGGCUAGACACGUCAUGACUUGGCAAGGAACAUGUUACAUCACUCCUCUUCUUGGAGCUCUAAUAGCUGAUGCUUAUUGGGGAAGAUACUGGACAAUUGCUUGUUUCUCUGCGAUUUAUUUCAGCGGAAUGGUUGCACUGACACUCUCAGCUUCAGUUCCAAGUCUGAAGCCAACGGAAUGUAAAGGCUCCAUUUGUCCACCAGCAACAAUGGCUCAGCAAGCGGUUUUGUUUUCAGGGCUUUACCUAAUCGCUCUUGGAACCGGAGGAAUCAAACCAUGUGUCUCAUCCUUUGGCGCUGAUCAGUUUGAUCAGACUGAUCCAAAGGAACGUGUCAGAAAAGCAUCUUUCUUUAACUGGUUCUACUUCUCAAUCAACGUUGGUGCAUUUGUCUCAUCUACUUUGCUAGUGUGGAUUCAAGAGAAUUGUGGAUGGGAACUUGGAUUCUUGAUACCAACAGUGGUUGCUACUGCGAGUUUCUUCUUUGGCACUCCUCUCUACAGGUUUCAGAAACCUGGAGGCAGCCCUAUAACUCGAUCUUUCCAAGUUCUUGUAGCCUCAUACCGUAAAUGGAACCUCAAUUUCCAUGAAGAAGAAGACCACACACCUCUGUUUGAAAUAACGGAUGUAAAGCGGAAGAUUGAACACACGGACGGUUACAAGAAAAACUUCUGCCCUCUAGUUUCUCUAUUUGACAAUUUGAUCAUUAUACUGUUCUUCAUUGCGAUUAUCUCAGAAGGAGACACAAAAUACGAUCCGUGGAAGCUUCGUACCGUGACUCAAGUCGAAGAAGUCAAGAUUCUGUUACGUUUGUUCCCCAUUUGGGCCUCAGGGAUCGUUUUCUCAGUCCUACAUUCACAGAUAUACACCUUGUUUGUUCAACAAGGAAGGUCCAUGAGACGAACCAUCGGCUCCUUCGAGAUCCCUCCAGCUACUCUCGGGAUGUUCGACACAACAAGUGUCCUCAUAUCAGUUCCAGUAUACGAUAGACUCAUCGUUCCCUUUGUGAGAAGAUUCACAGUAUACGAUAGACUUUUCGUCUCUGUCUUGAGCUUGGCGGUUGCAGCUAUCAUUGAGACGGUUCGGUUGCGGUUGGCACGAGAUCUUGAUCUGGUGGAGAGUGGAGACACUGUUCCGUUGAGUAUCUUCUGGCAAAUCCCUCAGUACUUUCUUAUGGGCACUGCCGGAGUUUUCUUCUUCGUUGGUCGGAUUCAGUUUUUCUAUGAGCAGUCUCCAGAUUCGAUGAGAAGCUUGUGUAGUGCUUGGGCUCUUCUCACUACCACACUCGGAAACUACUUGAGCUCGAUGAUCGUUACCCUUGUGGCGUGUUUGAGCGGGAAAGAUGAUGGUUGGAUUCCUUCAGACAACCUUAACAUAUGCCAUCUUGACUACUUCUUCUGGCUUUUGGUCUGUCUUGGUUGUGUCAACAUUCCAAUUUUUGUCUUCUUCUCUGUUAAAUACACGCAGAAGAAGGUUUCC
This is a messenger RNA of Thlaspi arvense, 1627 nucleotides long. NCBI's taxonomy places the organism in Eukaryota, Viridiplantae, Streptophyta, Magnoliopsida, Brassicales, Brassicaceae. The record is from the annotation of a GenBank genome assembly.